AUGUCAUCAAUUGUGAGCCGAGCUAGGUCAACUUCUCUUCCCAAUUUCCUCGCAUGGCGUGCUUUGGGAUUCCGCACCAUCUGCUCCGGCCGCCUGGGUUUCGCGCCGUCCGAUCCAGCGUCGCCGGCCAGGGCAGGAACCAAAAUUCUGGAAUCGUUCAAGGAGGAAUUCGAAGUCGGAUCUCACGUCAUCACGCUCGAGACUGGCAAAAUCGCCCGCUUUGCCAAUGGCUCCGUUGUCCUCGGCAUGGACCACACCAAAGUCCUCUCCACAGUCACUUGUGCUAAGACCAACUCGCCUGGGGACUUCUUGCCUCUCACUGUUGAUUACCAAGAGAAGCAAUACGCUCAAGGCUUGAUUCCAAAUUCGUAUAUGCGAAGAGAGGGAGCACCAAAAGAACGGGAACUGCUAUGUGGCCGGCUCAUUGAUCGGCCAAUAAGACCGUUGUUUCCUCCAGGGUUUUACCAUGAAGUUCAGAUAAUGGCAAGUGUUUUAUCAUCGGAUGGUACGCAAGAUCCAGAUAUAUUGGCAGCCAACGCAGCAUCGACUGCGUUGAUGUUAUCGGAUAUUCCAUGGGGAGGUCCCAUUGGAGUCGUUCGACUAGGAAGGAUAGAUGGGCAAAUUGUUGUGAAUCCAACUAUGGAUGAGCUUAGCUCAAGUGAUCUCAACUUGAUAUACGCUUGCACAAGAGUCAAGACUAUGAUGAUUGAUGUUCAAGCCCGUGAGAUCACAGAGAAAGAUUUAGCAGCUGCUCUGAGGCAAGCCCAUCCAGAGGCCGUUAAGUACAUUGAUCCUCAAAUAAGACUGGCUGCUAAAGCUGGGAAAGAAAAGAAGGAGUACAAACUGUCAAUGCUUUCUGAGAAAGUUUUAGAAAAAGUGGCCGACUUGGCUUCAACGCGUAUUGAAUCCAUCUUUACCGAUCCUUCAUAUGGCAAGUUUGAACGUGGAGAAGCUCUAGAUAACAUUGGAAAAGAUGUGAAAAAAGUGUUUGAAGAAGAGGGCGAUCUAGAAAGCUUGAGCAUCCUUCCAAAGGCUGUUGAUACAGUUAGAAAGAAGGUAGUUCGUUCAAGGAUGCUAUCAGAUGGAUUUCGAGUCGACGGGAGACAUCUUCGUCAAGUUAGGGACAUCUUUUGCGAAUCCCAUCACCUACCUAUAUUGCAUGGCUCAGCUCUUUUCUCACGUGGAGAUACACAGGCGCUCUGUGUUGUCACGCUUGGAGCCCUAGGAGAUGCACAAAGCUUGGAUUCUCUUGUUGGCUCCCCGAAAAAGAGAUUUAUGCUUCACUACAGCUUUCCUCCGUAUUGUACAAAUGAAGUCGGAAAACGAGGAGGUCUUAACAGGCGUGAAGUUGGGCAUGGAACACUUGCUGAGAAAGCUUUACUUGCCGUCUUGCCCCCUGAAGAAAGUUUCCCUUUUACAAUUCGUAUAAACUCAGAAGUUAUGUCCUCAGAUGGCUCCACCUCUAUGGCAAGUGUUUGUGGAGGUAGUAUGGCUUUGAUGGACGCUGGAAUUCCUCUGCGAGCUCAUGUUGCAGGUGUCUCUGUUGGUCUUGUGACUGAAGUUGAUCCAACAAGUGCAGAAAUUACAGACUACCGUAUAGUAACCGAUAUAUUGGGUUUGGAAGAUCAUCUCGGAGAUAUGGACUUCAAGAUUGCUGGCACGAGAGAUGGUGUGACAGCAAUUCAAUUGGAUAUCAAGCCAGCUGGAAUACCAUUGGAUAUAGUUUGUGAAUCGUUAGAUAAUGCACGAGAAGCCCGUCUUCAGAUUCUUGAUCAUAUGGAGAGAGAAAUCAAUUCUCCACGAGUCCAAGAUGUUAAUUCCCCUCGCCUAGUAACUUUGAGGUACACCAACGAUGCCCUUCGUAGCUUGAUCGGACCUAUGGGUGUCGUCAAGAGGAAGAUUGAGGAGGAAACAGGUGCAAGAUUGUAUGUUGAUGAUGGAAGAUUAACUAUUGUUGCCAAAAAACAGGCUGUGAUGGAAAAGGCUCUAGAAAAGGUUGACUACAUCAUUGGUCGUGAAAUAGUUGUUGGUGCCGUGUACAAAGGCACAGUGACAUCUAUAAAAGAGUACGGCGCGUUUGUUGAGUUCAAUGGUGGUCAACAAGGGCUUCUACAUUUGUCUGAGUUAUCUCAUGAACCAGUCUCCAAGGUUUCAGAUGUGUUACAUAUUGGAAAGUACAUUACUAUGAUGUGCAUUGAUACUGAUGUCCGCGGUAACAUUAAAUUAUCUCUCAAGGCACUGUUACCCAAACCUGAACCUAAACCAAAACCAGCCUCUAACCCUGCAAACAAACCGGUGGUGAAAGAGCCGGCUACAGUCUCCGUAGAAACGUCUAGUGUUGGGGAGGUAGUUGCAAGCAUGUCCAGUGUUGUAGAGCAACCUCAGAAAUCUAAAUUAGCAGUUCCUGCAGUUGUCAUCCGUACUGCUGUGGAGUGUGAUGAAGCAGAGAAAUCUUCUCCUGUGGACAAGAUCUCUAAACCUAAACGCGCUGCGACAGUGAAGCCAGACCGGAAACUCAAAGCAACUCCCUCUAAACAGACUGUGACGCAGAAGGAAGAGGAGACACUCGAAGAAAGUCCAGCUAAAUUUGGUGAGACAUUGAAGCAAGACGAGAAACUCAAGUCCACUUUUGCUAACCUGGUAUCAUCUUCAAAAACUAAGAAAUCUGGUAGGAAGGAGAACCAAUCAGAGAAGGAAGGUGAAGAGAGUGUAUCGAUCAGUGCCCGGGAACUGAAAAUAGGAACUGAAAUGACGGCCAAAAUCCAGCAGGUUCGAACUCAUGGAUUGGUUCUUGACUUAGGUGGUGGACUCCGUGGGAUGUACAAAUUCGAGGGAGAUGUAGAGACGGAGUUUGAGAUUGGAGACGCAUUGAAGGUGAAAUGUACAAGUUUUAGCAGUAAAGGAAUCCCUGUGAUGGCUUUGGUUGACGACGAGGACGUUUAA
This is a messenger RNA of Microthlaspi erraticum, 2943 nucleotides long. The record is from the annotation of a GenBank genome assembly. Lineage: Eukaryota; Viridiplantae; Streptophyta; Magnoliopsida; Brassicales; Brassicaceae.